GGAUGGGUCUCUACCGCAUCCGAGUGUCCACCGGCUCCUCCCUGUGCGCGGGCUCCAACAACCAGGUGCAGCUGCGGCUGGUGGGCCAGCACGGGGAGGCGGCGAUCCGGACGCGCCUGAGGCCCGCGCGAGGCCAGGAGACGGAAAUCAAGGCGGACGUGCAGGAGUACCUGGGGCCGCUGCUGUUCGUGAAACUGCAUAAACGGCACUUCUUUCAGGACGACGCCUGGUUCUGCAACUGGAUCUGGGUGCAGGGCCCCGGGCCCAGUGGGGACGAGUUCAGGUUCCCAUGCUACCGCUGGGUGGAGGGCAGUGGCAUCCUGAGCCUCCCCGAGGGCACCGGCCGGACCCUGGGAGACGACCCUCAAGGUCUGUUCAAGCAACACAGGGAGCAGGAGCUGAAAGAUAGGAAGAAGCUAUACCGCUGGGGAAACUGGAAGGAUGGGCUAAUCCUGAACAUGGCCGGGGCCACCAUCAGUGACCUCCCCAUAGAUGAGCGAUUUCUGGAAGACAAGAAAAUUCAUUUUGAGGCUUCGCUGGCCAAGGGGCUGGCAGACCUAGCCAUCAAAGACUCUUUAAAUGUUCUGACUUCCUGGAAUGAUCUGGAUGACUUCAACAGGAUUUUCUGGUGUGGCCAGAGCAAACUGGCUGAGAAGGUACGGGACUCCUGGAAAGAGGACGCCUUGUUUGGGUACCAGUUUCUCAAUGGCACUAACCCCAUGUUGCUGAGGCGCUCCAAGCAGCUUCCUGCUCGCCUGGUGUUCCCUCCGGGGAUGGAGGAGCUGAAGGUCCAGCUGGAGAAGGAGCUCCAGAGAGGCACGCUGUUCGAGGCGGACUUCUCGCUGCUGGACGGGAUCAAGGCCAAUGUCAUCCUGUGCAGCCAGCAGCAUCUGGCCGCCCCUCUGGUCAUGCUGAAGCUGCAGCCUGAUGGGAAACUCUUGCCCAUGGUCAUCCAGCUCCAGCUGCCUCGCGUGGGAUCCUCCCCGCCGCCGCUUUUCCUGCCCACGGAUCCCCCGAUGGUCUGGCUCCUGGCCAAAUGCUGGGUCCGCAGCGCUGAUUUCCAGAUGCACGAGCUGCAGUCUCAUCUUCUGCGGGGACACUUGAUGGCGGAGGUCAUCACUGUGGCCACCAUGAGGUGCCUUCCAUCGAUACACCCUGUCUUCAAGCUUAUCAUUCCCCACCUGCGCUACACUUUGGAAAUUAACCUCCGGGCCAGGACCGGGCUCGUCUCUGACAUGGGAGUUUUCGACCAGGUGGUGAGCACAGGUGGCGGAGGCCACGUGGAGCUGCUCCAGCGAGCUGGAGCCUUUCUAACCUAUCGCUCUUUCUGCCCCCCCGAUGACCUGGCCGACCGGGGGCUCCUGGGAGUCAAGUCUUCCUUCUAUGCCCAAGAUGCCCUGCGGCUGUGGGAAAUCCUCGCUCGCUAUGUGCAGGGCAUCGUGCAUCUCCACUACAAGACGGAUGAGGCUGUGAGAGACGAUCUGGAGCUUCAGUCCUGGUGUGCAGAGAUCACUGAGGUCGGGCUGCUCGGGGCCCAGGACAGAGGCUUCCCCAACUGCUUGCAGUCCCGGGCCCAGCUGUGCUACUUUCUCACCAUGUGCAUUUUCACCUGCACCGGCCAGCACUCCUCCACCCACCUGGGCCAGCUGGACUGGUACUCUUGGGUCCCUAACGCGCCCUGCACCAUGCGGAUGCCCCCGCCGACCACCAAGGACGCCACCCUGGGGACAGUGAUGGCAACACUGCCCAACUUCCACCAGGCUUCCCUGCAGAUGUCCAUCGUCUGGCAGCUGGGCCACCGCCAGCCCAUGAUGGUGGCUCUGGGCCAGCACCAGGAGGAGUAUUUUUCAGGCCCCGGACCCAAGGCCGUGCUGAAGGAGCUCAGGAAGGAGCUGGAUGCCCUGGAGAAGGACAUCAAGACCCGGAAUGCAAAGCUGGACAUACCCUACGACUACCUGCUGCCCAGCCUGGUGGAAAACAGCGUGGCCAUCUGAGCACCGCCCCCCCCCCCCCCGAGCCACGCGCCAGCCCUCAGUGCUUGCCGUCCUGGCCCCCGCAGUGCCCACAUUGCCAAGAGUCCCCUUUCCAUGGUCUGUGCCCACGGUGGAUACAUUUUAUUCUAGACGCUCUACCCCUGCCUCCCUCAUCAUUCGGGUCUCCCCCCCGGGGGCAGAUAAUAGCCACGUUUAUAUAAACUGUUUCAAGAAUAGGAUAGGGGGUCCUUACAUGUCACUCCACACCCUUUAUGAGCCAGAUAUGAUUUUGAAACAAAAUCGAGUUUAAAUGGCAACAAAAAGGUAUGUUAGACAAUGAAAGAAAAGAAGUUAGAACAAACUAUCCUAAAGCAAAUAGUGGCCAAAGAACGUAGCCCAUCUUUUCUAAGUGGAUGGGCUUUAUCACACGUCCUGAAACCAGACCUAACACAGAGCAAACCAUUCACACAGCAAUUCUCAAGACUUUUGUCUCAUGGCUGACUUAGAAAGUGAUAAAUGGAAGAAAACGGGCGUCCAUAUCUAGAACCCAUUUGCGGUUCCCCAGUUGGAAAGCUCCAAAUGAAAAUAAUUAACCAGAGGGGCGCCUUGGCGUCUGCAUUUGGC
Molecule: messenger RNA, 2597 nt
Organism: Neomonachus schauinslandi (Hawaiian monk seal)
Lineage: Eukaryota; Metazoa; Chordata; Mammalia; Carnivora; Phocidae
Product: polyunsaturated fatty acid lipoxygenase ALOX15
Exons: 14
Coding region: 3-1994 (663 amino acids)
Biological process (GO): linoleic acid metabolic process; lipid oxidation
Cellular component (GO): plasma membrane; cytosol
Molecular function (GO): iron ion binding; arachidonate 15-lipoxygenase activity; protein binding
Source: RefSeq, a predicted model, not a curated record